Effrenium voratum is the source of this 1191-nucleotide messenger RNA. Lineage: Eukaryota; Dinophyceae; Suessiales; Symbiodiniaceae. The record is from the annotation of a GenBank genome assembly.
AUGGUGGAGAUUUAUAUGAUGUUUUUUCCCGCGCCCCGCAUUGCCAUCGGCCUUAGCGCCGCAGUCAGCCUGAUCGCGCUUCAGGUCACGGCCGCCAAUGCCUUCGACCCGACCGGCAACGAGGUCGCAGAUGCCUUUCUGUCCGUUCUCGAUGCUCAGGAGGGUACCGUUGAAAGCUACGGGUCUGUCAGCGAGUCCGGCAACGCGGUCACGAUCCAGCAACUCGUCAUCAAGGACGAAAAUGACAAGGACACGAGCGUCACGAUCGCGUCGACAGUCCUGACCGGUGGAGAAUUCCUCGACAACGGUCGGCUCAAACUCGAAAGUCUCGGGCUAGAAAAGCUGGACCUGAACGCGGAUGAUGGAGGCAUGUCGCUUGAGACGAUGAGCGUCACGGGUCUUGUCCUGCCAUCAGCCAAGGAGUCCGCCGCCAACGCCUCGCCCGUCAGCCCGGGUUACAAGACCUUCGACGUCAAGAAUAUCCAGGUGCGGGAUGAAGAUGGCAAGAUAGCCGACAUUCAGGCGAUUUCCUCUUCCAUUGACAGCAUGGACGGCGACUUGCCGACAGCAGGAAGCUUUUCCCUUUCCGGUGCGACAAUAGACGUGAACGAACUUGAAGUGGAAGAAGCCAAAUCUCUCAAGGAUCUUGGAUACGAGACCCUGACACUGGACGUCUCCGCUUCGGGCCGGUGGGAUCCUGAAGCAGCGAUUAUCAACAUUCCGGAGCUGAAGAUCGACGCGAAGGAUGCAGCCAGCCUUUCGCUUGCCUUGUCCCUGGGCGGGGUUACCCGUGAAGUGGUCGAGCAGCUUGAAGAGAAAUCCGAAAAGCCUGAAGAGGCCAUGGCACUGUUGCAGAAUGUCACGGUCAUCAAUGCGAAGAUCCGCCUGGACGAUGAGACCCUGACCGGGCGCAUUCUUGACCAGGAAGCACAAAAGGCGGGUGUCGAAGUGCCGGUCUAUGUCGCAGGAUUGACGGGAAGCCUGCCCUUGAUACUUGGCAUGCUCCAGAACAAGGAACUUGAAGGACAGGUUGCACAGGCUGUUACCGAAUUCCUGACGACGCCCGGUUCGCUUCAGGUUGUUGCAGCACCUGCAACACCUGUUCCCUUCUCGCAAGUGAUGGGAACGGCAAUGCUGGCCCCCCAGAUGAUCCCCCAGAUCCUGUCAGUCGGCAUCACUGCAAACCAGUAG